This is a messenger RNA of Rotaria sordida, 855 nucleotides long. The record is from the annotation of a GenBank genome assembly. NCBI's taxonomy places the organism in Eukaryota, Metazoa, Rotifera, Eurotatoria, Philodinida, Philodinidae.
AUGAACUAUCCAUUGUUUGUUGAAUCAGAUCACACAACAAAGUAUAAAGCAUUUCGUCGUCAUUAUCCACGAGAAUUAUAUACAAAAAUUUUAGAAUUUUAUUUUAAUACAACCAAUCUCAAUCUCGAUGAUAGUGAUAAGAAAAUACCAUGCGCUUUGGAUGUGGGCUGUGGUAGUGGACAAGCAACUGUUGAUUUAAGUCAUUAUUGUCAUCGAGUUAUUGGAAUCGAUGGUAGUGAAAAUCAAUUGAAAAAUGCACCAUUGAAAGAGAAUAUUGAAUAUCAGUGCCAAAUUGCCGAAAAUUUAACAUUUCUACCAUCUAAUUCAAUUGAUCUUGUAACAGUAGCAAUAGCAUUACAUUGGUUCAAUAUCCAAACAUUUUUUGAACAGGUUGAUCAUAUUUUAAAACCAAACGGUGGUGUCUUAAGUAUUUGGUGCCACGAGACUUCAUUAGAUAAUUUAAAAGCCGAUGAGAUACUAAAAAAUUUAUCUAUAUAUGAUUUGCGUAGUUGUUGGAAUGAUAAAACACAGAUAGUAAUUGAGAAUUAUGAAUCAAUAAUUGAUAAAUUUCCAUAUCAACAAACAAAAAUAAAACAUCUUAUCGAACAUGAGGAAGAAAUGUCGAUUGACCAAUUUGUAAAUAUGAUUGAAACAUGGAGUCUAUGUCAAACGUAUCGUAAACGCUAUGGAGAAGAGAAAUUAAAACAAUUAUUAGAAACAUUUACAAAUAAUUUGGCUAAAUGUUAUGCAGAAUCAUCAAAUGAUAUUAAUAGUAAUAACAAUAAUAAUGCUAUUUCCGAUAAGAAAAUGAUUGUUAAAUGGACAGUUCAUUUGCAUUUAAUGAAAAAGCAAUAA